GAUUGGUCUGGGGAACAGGGAUAAGUCUCUGAUCAUUACCCACAGUAGAUGGCGGUAGAGCUCUAUUUCAGAAUGCGAACCGCCAAUUAAAAAAAACGAAGAAGAAGAUUAACCGGAAGAGACGUUAUGGCUCAUUUCUAGAACGUGAGGCAGAGGUUGUGACAGCACAACUCCAGACGAUGGAGUCUGAGACCAGAGAAACCACUACAGAGCAGGAGGAAGACUGUUUCUAUGACUGUGAGGACAAGUUACCUGGAGAAGAUGAACACACUGACAUUAAACGCACAGAGAGGGAGCACAGCGACAAGCAGGAGUCAGAUGACGGGACAGAAAGCAUGAAUGGCAUUGAGCGGCUGUGUUUGGAUAACACAUCAGCAGAGGAUACCGAAGGGCACGAGGACCAUUCGGCUGAAAAGAGACGUGACUCAUUAACAGAAGACCUAAGUCACGAGAAAGACAGUGAUGAAGAACAGGAGAAAUGGGAGGGGUUUGUGGAGAGCGAUGAGCAGAGAGAGGGCGACUCCGAUUCAGAAUUUAAAGAAGAGACCGUCAGUGUGAACGAGGAUGAUGAGGAAUACCUGCGUGAACUGGAGAAAGACCUGACGGAAGAAGAAAAAGAGAGCAGAAGAAAGGAGAGUUUAGAGCUGAAGGAGAAGGGCAACACACAGUUUAAGAGUGGAGAGCAUGUAGAGGCUGAAGAGUCUUAUACGGCGGCUCUGAGAGUGUGUCCUGUGUGCUGCGGUAAAGAGAGAUCCAUACUCUUCUCUAAUCGAGCUGCUGCACGCCUGCAUCAGGAUAAAAAAGACAGCGCUAUCAGUGACUGCUCUAAAGCCAUAGAACUAAAUCCAAAUUAUGUCCGUGCCAUUCUGCGGAGAGCAGAACUCUACGAGAAGACGGACAAGCUUGAUGAAGCUUUAGAGGACUAUAAAACUGUCUUGGAGAAAGACCCGGGCAUCCCUGCAGCUAGAGAGGCCUGUGUGAGACUGCCACGGCAAAUUGAGGAGCGCAAUGAGAAGCUGAAAGAAGAGAUGAUGAGUAUGAUAACUUUUUUUCUUAUAAAAAUAUAUUGUGAUUAUUUUGUUUUAUAUUGCGAUUGUGAAAGGACAUUUCAUUUCAUAUAAAAAUGUCUUCUAUCG
Cyprinus carpio (common carp) is the source of this 1136-nucleotide messenger RNA. RefSeq names its product tetratricopeptide repeat domain 1 (gene ttc1). NCBI's taxonomy places the organism in Eukaryota, Metazoa, Chordata, Actinopteri, Cypriniformes, Cyprinidae. The record is from RefSeq and is a predicted model, not a curated record. Bases 180 to 1121 code for a protein of 313 amino acids. Gene Ontology annotation, molecular function: protein binding. The transcript is spliced from 7 exons.